GGCAGUAUAUACCGCUAGUAGUAGCUUAUUGAAUACAAAUCCGACGCCACACGUGGGCUCUCUUUUGGCACCGCGUGCUCGCAGCCAUGGCGGAUUUGGCGAGCGAGGUCUCAUCUUUGGUGCUUUCACACCUUUCCCAGGUGGAUCCCGGAUUAGCGAAGCAGUAUAAAUCAAAAAGAAAAUCACUUCCACUGGAUGAUUCUGCUCCAACACUUGAUGCAGUUGUGAAGUUUUACAAAACGAAAUCACCUAAUGUCAGUAUCAUCAAAACACCGAAGAAGGCACAAGUGAACGGAAAAGCCAAAGCAGGUAAAAAACAAGAAUCGAGUUCAGAAGACUCUGAAUCUGACAGUGAUGACGAGCCCGUGCCUCCUCCGUCGGCUAAGAAGACCCCCGUGAAGCCCAUUGCUGCAAAGCCGGCCUCGUCAGAUGAGUCGUCAGACGAUUCGAGUGACGAAGAACCAGCUAAGAAAAUCGUAUUGGCUUCUCCGAAGAAAGUCGCAGCCACUCCAGCAAAGAAAGAUGAGUCUUCUGAUGAAGAGUCGAGCAGCGAAGAUGAAGCCCCCAAGAAGGCUGCUACUCCAGCAAAGCCGACGCCGGCGAAGCCAGCAGCAAAGAAAAAGGAGAGCUCUUCUGAGGACUCUAGCAGCGAGGAUGACGAACCUCCGGCAAAAAAGAUUGUGCAACCGGCAAAACCGAAAGUGGCAGCAAAACAAGAGUCAUCAGAGGAGGAUUCAAGCAGUGAUGAAGACGAGCCACCCAAGAAGGUGGUGGCAACACCUGCCAAGGCGCCCGCCGCAAAGAUCGCUCCCAAGAAGGCAUCUUCAUCAGAAGAGGACUCCAGUAGUGAGGACGAGACUCCUCCCGCGAAGGUGGCUCCGGCAAAGGUAACGCCCGCAAAGCCUGUUGCGAAGAAGGCAGAGUCCUCAUCUGAAGAGGACAGCAGCGAAGAGGAGGGUCCACCGAAAGCAGUGCCGCCUAAAGCAACACCAGCAAAAGCACCCGCCAAGAAACCCGAGUCGUCUUCGGACGAGGACAGCAGCGAUGAAGAGGACGAGCCCGUCAAAAAGGUGGUGCCGACCCCUGCUAAGGCUAAGGCAGCUCCCAGUAAGCCAGUCGCAAAGAAGGACGAGUCGUCAUCGGAGGAGUCCAGUAGUGAGGAAGACGAACCUCCGAAGAAGGUAGCACCUGCAAAACCGACCCCGGCAAAGGUAGUGGCAAAGAAGGACGAAUCGUCGUCAGAAGAAGACUCCAGUGAGGAUGAGGCUCCCAAGAAGGUUGUACCUGCAAAACCAACUCCAGCAAAGGCAGCACCGGUUAAAAAGGAAUCAUCGUCGGAGGACUCUAGCAGCGAGGACGAGGCUCCCAAAAAGCCCGCCGUCAAGGCCACCCCCGUCAAGCCCGCUGCGAAGGCGGAAUCAUCGUCAGAGGAAGACAGCAGUGAAGAUGAGGCGCCCAAGAAGGUGACGCCCGUAGCCAAGUCGACGCCUGCUAAACCGGCAGCUAAGAAGGCAGAAUCGUCAUCUGAGGAGGACUCGAGCAGUGACGAGGAGCCGAAGAAGGCAGUUCCCGCCGUCAAGACGCCUGCCAAGGCCGCGGCGAAGAAGCGCGAGUCGUCCUCGUCAGAAGACAGCGAUGACGACGAGCCUGCGCCGAAGAAGGCGGCGGUGACGAAGGCGCCGACGGCCGCGGCGGCCGAGGACAGUUCUUCUGAUGAGGACAGUGAGGACGACGAGCCGCCGAAGAAGGUGGUGCCGGUGGCUGCCAAGCACGCCAUGUCCGAGUCAGACGACAGCGACGACUCCGAUGAAGAAGAGGGGCCGAAACCGAAGAAGAAGAAGGCGAAACUGGAGAACGGCGACAGCGGGGUGGAGGAUGACGUCACCGUCCGCAAACAGGACGCUGACGAGGAGGAAGAGGAAGACGACGAGACGGUCGAAUUCGAUACUCGUCCGCCGCGCGCCGGCCUCGGAUACGGCAACGGCGGUGGCGGAUUCCGGGGUCGCGGUGGCGGAGACCGAGGCGGAUUCAGGGGCCGGGGCAGCGAUAGGGGUGGUUUCAGGGGCCGUGGCGGCGGUGACAGAGGAGGUUUCAGGGGCCGUGGCGGCGGCGACCGAGGCGGUUUCAGGGGUCGUGGCGGCGGCGACCGAGGCGGGUUCCGGGGUCGCGGCGGAGACAGAGGCGGGUUCCGGGGGCGCGGCGGCGGCGACCGAGGCGGGUUCCGGGGUCGUGGCGGCGGCGGCGACCGAGGCGGGUUCCGGGGUCGCGCCGGAUCCCGCGGAGGCACCGAUAAGAACGGGUUCGCGGCGCGCGGUAAGGGCGUGAGGACGACGUUCGACUAGCGUGUUGGUCGCGCCGGCCCGACUGUGUGUGUCGGUAUGUCGACUGUAUGUCGGUGUGUGUGUGGUGUUGGUGGCGGAGGGCGGGCCGCGCGGACGCGCAGUGACGGCUCUGCUCUCUUCCAGUCGGGUGCCGUCGGAUCCUGGGGCGAGCGGGCCAACCGAGACCUCAAGUUCACCCGCGGAAAGGGAUUCCGGCAUGAGAAGACAAAGAAGAAACGCGGGAGCUACAGUGGUGGACAGAUAGACACAACUGUUCAUUCGAUCAAGUUCACGUGAGAGCCGCCCCGCCCCCGCCCCGCCCCGCCUCGCCUGGGCCCCAUGUACCGGCUGAGGCCCACUGAACUGCCCAGGGACCCGGUGUCGGGUCAGCGGUCGAUCUGUGUCGAGCUGCCGAGCGUGCACCGGUGUCCGGCCGCCGCCCCAAGUGUUAUGGGAUUCUAUGUCUAUUUUGAGAGUGUUUGGUACUAGCCGAGCGUUUCACGGCAUGUUUCAUUUGUGCGACUGCCGCCAGACUGACUGGCUGUCGAGCUCAUGUGCGCUGUCAUUCAUCCGCGAAUAUAGGUGGCGCCCGACCAGGGUGCCGCACACCGUUA
Amphibalanus amphitrite is the source of this 2935-nucleotide messenger RNA. Its product is annotated as nucleolar protein dao-5-like. Bases 87 to 2342 code for a protein of 751 amino acids. The transcript is spliced from 4 exons. Gene Ontology annotation, cellular component: nucleoplasm; nucleolus. The record is from RefSeq and is a predicted model, not a curated record. NCBI's taxonomy places the organism in Eukaryota, Metazoa, Arthropoda, Thecostraca, Balanomorpha, Balanidae.